UCCAGUGAAUAAAUUCUGUUUAUGAAAUUGAAGCGUUUAUUGUAACGUGUAGUGUAAUGAUGAGCAACCACGAACAUGAAUGAGCACAGUUGGAGAUGGGAUCGAGAAUAUGUCAAGUGUUAUUGUGGCUGUUUCUCGCAUGGCCGGAAAUUUCUUCGGACGCUGACUCCGCUCUAGAACUUGGCUCGGUAGACCCUGAGUUCUCCCAUGAGGACCGCUGGAUCUUUAGACACAAGAAGUCAGAUGACAUAGACAGACCAUGUCUCUCUGUCCAUCCGAACGCGCGAGAUAUCGGCAAAAGGUUUUACGCCAUAUUACCCUAUUUUGACAAAGAACACGCGAACACCGCAUUUCUUCACAAGUUUCGUGGAACUGUAAACCAGAUGGCUCAAGGAGAAGACAUGUUGGAUCGCGAAGCAGCAUUCUACGCCGCUGUCCUCACUCCUGUCAUAUUCCUACAGCAUUACAGAGAUACCUGGUGUUUAUUAGAAAGGUUUCAUCGGGCACUGCGUUUGUACCAAAUUUCACAUCCAACUGACAAGAGAUCUUCUUUGAAAUUGCUGCAGAAUCUCAGAGCUGUUAAUCAAAAGAUUCGGUCAUUUGUGCUGAAUUUGCCGGGCGUAGUUCCUGUGACUCGUACUACCACGACCCUGGACCCUGAUGAUGAAGAGAUUCAUGACAAGAAGGACAUUCGUUAUCUCAAGGAACUCGUUAAGAAUCUUGGUUGA
This is a messenger RNA of Pectinophora gossypiella (pink bollworm), 728 nucleotides long. RefSeq lists its product as uncharacterized. The record is from RefSeq and is a predicted model, not a curated record. Bases 96 to 728 code for a protein of 210 amino acids. The transcript is spliced from 5 exons. NCBI's taxonomy places the organism in Eukaryota, Metazoa, Arthropoda, Insecta, Lepidoptera, Gelechiidae.